This is a messenger RNA of Zophobas morio, 1142 nucleotides long. RefSeq names its product L-aminoadipate-semialdehyde dehydrogenase-phosphopantetheinyl transferase. The record is from RefSeq and is a predicted model, not a curated record. The transcript has 5 exons. Gene Ontology annotation, molecular function: magnesium ion binding; holo-[acyl-carrier-protein] synthase activity. Gene Ontology annotation, cellular component: cytosol. NCBI's taxonomy places the organism in Eukaryota, Metazoa, Arthropoda, Insecta, Coleoptera, Tenebrionidae. Bases 155 to 1096 code for a protein of 313 amino acids.
AAUGCGAUGUAUGUGUAAAUUACUAAGUAGGCCGUACAAAUACAAAAAAAAGUUUAACCUUAAAAUCUUUUGGAGGGCCCCUUGGACUAAAACUUUAUAUUUUACUUGAGCAAAAUAGAAAGUGGAGAGAUUAAUACUGCUAAAAUCUGUUUUUAUGCCAAUUAUCAGAUUAUAUUGCAACAUUUCUGAUUGGGAACCAGACUUCCAACAGUUAUUGCAGUGCCUUUGCAGAAUUCAGAAGGACGAAAUAUCAAGACUGAAAGGUAUUUUAACUCUGAACGACUUUAAGCUUUCUGUUGUUGGCCGUCUUCUUCUUCGAAAAGCAGUUUCGUCUUCUUUGUCAGUGGGAUCUAACUGCUUGACCUUUGCAAGGGAUUCGCGUAAUAAACCCGUCCUUGUAAAGCCUGCCCGUUAUGAAGAUCCCAUCGAGGCCGUAAGCUUUAACGUCUCUCAUCAAGGCAAUAUUGCGGUUGCAGUUUCGGCAAUUCGGUACCAGCAACAUCGUGUAAAUGGUGCGCAUUAUGAGGAGGUUGUAAACUCCAUUGGCGUUGAUGUAGUAGCCUUUAAUUGUAUUAAGAACACUCGUGAUAUUGUAAAAGAACUUUUUGUAUACAAGCCCUUUUUUAACAAGGAAGAGUGGAUCAAAAUUCUUCACUCGAAGGAGCCCCUGAAGUAUUUUUGCCGGAGUUGGUCUUUGAGGGAAGCAUAUGUCAAGGCCACUGGUUCUGGUUUGGGCACUAAUCUUUCCUCUUUGAAAUUUAGGCAAUUGGAAGAAGCAGAAGACACGGAUAUUGUGUGUCAGUCGACCCGUUUAGUAGUUAAUUCGGCUUUGGUGGAUGAGUGGGUUUUCGAACAGUCCUAUCUGGAAAAAAAUUACUGCGUGUGUGUCGCUAUAAAGAAUUAUAAGAGCGAGUUUGGUAGUGACUACCGGCAGAAUCGACAACAAAAUAGUAAUACUGAAAACGAGAGUAGGCGAGAAAAAAUGUUUAAUUUUCAAGGCAUAGAGAUUGAUAGCCUGCUGGCGUCUGUAACUCCCUUGCGGGAAUAUACUGAAGAUCAGGAAGAAGUCUUUCAGUUGUUAAAACUAUUUUUUUAAUAAAGACAUAAAAAGAUCAAAAUGUUAUGGCGUAGCAAAAAAAUUA